Sipha flava (yellow sugarcane aphid) is the source of this 1877-nucleotide messenger RNA. RefSeq names its product zinc finger BED domain-containing protein 1-like. Lineage: Eukaryota; Metazoa; Arthropoda; Insecta; Hemiptera; Aphididae. Gene Ontology annotation, molecular function: protein dimerization activity. Bases 316 to 1806 code for a protein of 496 amino acids. The transcript is spliced from 2 exons. The record is from RefSeq and is a predicted model, not a curated record.
AUUGUCUUUUACUACAGAAGAUGAGAGUGGCAGAAUGGGAAUAUUCAGUUUACAUGAUGCCACAGAAUUUAAAAGCAUUUAAAAAGAAUUCAUCCAGCGCACAUUACACCUGUUUUAAAUAAUGAAGAAGAAUUAGAUUUGAAUCUAUCAGCCGGACCAUCUACUUUUUCUAAUAAUUCCAACAAUAUACAACAAACUGAACCCUGCUUUCCUUCUGCACCUAAACGUUGUCGCCAAUUAAAAUUAUAUGGUUCGACUGAAGGUAACAAUUUAACAGAUGAAGUAAAAAAUUCAAUAGACGAAAGUUUAAUUAAGAUGAUUGUUACUGAUUACCAACCUCUAUCGUUAGUUGAGAACAGUGGGUUUUUAGAAUAUUCUAAAAAAUUGCAACCUUUAUAUAAAGUUCCCAGUAGGAAAACAUUAACUACAAAAUUAUUGCUAAAUGAAUACAAUAAGAUUGUUACAAUAUUAAAAAAAAUGUUGGUAAAUGUAACUAGUUUGUCAAUUACAACUGAUAUAUGGACUUCUGACAAUAAUAUAGCUUAUUUAACAGUUACUUGUCAUUUUAUAUUUGAUGAUCGUCUAUAUUCACCUGUCUUGGCAACUAGAGAAAUGCAUGAAUCUCAUACUGGCGUCAACAUAGCUAAUUUGCUUUCAGAUAUUUUAAAUGAAUGGGGCAUUAAAGAUAAAAUAGUGACUAUAGUCUCGGACAACGGAUCUAAUAUAAAAAACGCUAUAAAUAUACACCUUAGUAAACACCACCAUCCAUGUGUCGCACACACACUCAAUUUAAGUAUUGACGAAGCAAUUUUGUCUAAUAAAGAUUUCCUGGAUGUUUUAAAAAAAUGCCGCACAUUGGUAGGACAUUUUAAACAUAGUGUCUUUGCGUCUGAAAAACUAAAAGAACUGCAAACACAAAUGGGACUUCCUGUAUUAAAAGUAAUACAAGAUGUGAGUACAAGGUGGAAUUCGAGCAUUCAUAUGUUAGAUAGACUUGUACAAAUUAAAGCACCUUUGUCGGCAGCUAUGACAUUUCUUCCCCGUGCACCAGACCUUUUAACUGCACUAGAUUGGGAAUUAAUAACUGAUUGUCUACCUAUAUUAAAACCAUUUGACGUCAUGACAGUUGAGUUAUCUGGUGAAAUAUAUCCAACACUUUCUUCAGUCAUUCCAUUAGUAAGGGGCCUUCAACAUACAUUAAAAAGUAUAAUAACUAAUACAACUGCUGGAAAUGCACUUCAAAAAAUUGUAAUUGAAGUCAUCGUUAGACGAUUAGGUAUACUAGAACGUGAUAAAAUAGUUGCUAAAUCAACCUUUUUAGACCCUAGGUUUAAAAAAGCAGGUUUUGUAUUAAUUGAAAAUGCAAAUAAUACCGAAAAACUGCUUAUGGAAGAACUAUCUGAUAUAUUAAAUAAUAAACACCAGGAAGAUACAUGUAGUGUACCUAUCAACAGUAUCAACGUCGAAUCCAAUGUAUUAUGGAAACAAUUUGACACGAAAGUGUCCCAGAUCAGAAGCACUUUAUCAACAGGAAUUACAGCUUCACUUAUAAUACGUCAGUAUUUAGAAAUGCCAUAUUUAAAUCGCAAGCAAAGUCCACUGGAUUUUUGGAAAAAAAACAAAAAUACUUUUCCAGAAUUGUACAUGUUGCAAAUGAAAUAUUUGAAUGUUCCCGCAACAUCGGUUCCAUCGGAACGCGUGUUUUCUAAAGCAGGGCAGAUUACCAACGACCGUAGGAAUAGACUUCACCCAAAAAACUUGGAUUUUAUUAUUUUUUUAAACAGGAACACAAAUAUUGAAUUUUAAUUAUAAAUUAAAUUUGUUAUCAGAACCUUCAUUUAAUUGUAAAGCUAAAUAUUUUAAAUUGUAUUACACAA